Paramormyrops kingsleyae is the source of this 7036-nucleotide messenger RNA. It is a transcript of the gene jcada, whose product is annotated as junctional cadherin 5 associated a. The record is from RefSeq and is a predicted model, not a curated record. Gene Ontology annotation, biological process: positive regulation of blood vessel endothelial cell proliferation involved in sprouting angiogenesis. Lineage: Eukaryota; Metazoa; Chordata; Actinopteri; Osteoglossiformes; Mormyridae. Gene Ontology annotation, cellular component: adherens junction; ruffle membrane.
UGCCGCUCGCGCUCUCACAUGCACGUGGCGCAAUCCACGCACAGCGCUGCAUUCCCUGCGCAGCUUCGGACCGCAGCAAAAAAAAAAAUUAAUCUCGUGCGGUUACUUUGUUUCUCUCUCAUCGUUCCUGCCACGGGUUCAGGUUUAGAUGUUGCCGGGAGAGAGCAGAGAUGGGCGGACGGGCUGCAAGCUGAGCCAUGGCUGGUCUGUUAACCAUCUAAAAUCUCCCGUCCUCUGAAACGCCGAGCACUGAUGCUGAAGACUCUCAAUCGGCAGCUCCCCACAGCUGCUUCCAGGCUGGAGGGGCUGGGAGUCGGCCUCCGUGAGGGAACUCCUUCAAACGCCACCCUCCCGACGUGAUGGCCUCUGCGGUGCAGUUGUACGCCGGCUGGAAGUUCUGCUGGUAGGAGACGGUGCCGCCCCUCCUGGGAUAGAAGACCCAACAUGUACAGCGUACAGGAUCUCCUGAUUUCUCAUGGAUACAAAUUGCCCGGUAAAGCCCCGUCGCCCUGUGAGGGGCACCAAGCUGACUGGAGGCGUGAAAUCGCCGGGAACAGGUCUGGUCAUGGAACAGCGAACGGGUAUGAGACGGACACGGGGGCCUAUGUCUGCGGAGGGCAGCCGCUGGCUAAGGGCUACUCCAGUGACAACGAAUGCAGGGAGAGGAACCAAAGGAGAAAAGCCGGCAGCGGUUACCAAGGUGACACACAGUCCCUGGGAGAUUCUCUUGCCACAGAUAGCGGGUUCUACGAUGACCCAAGGAGUCUGUCUUCUCAGAGGGAUGGGAGGGAUGUGUCCUAUUGGAGAAGGAGGGGUCAGGACUUCAGCAUCUUAUUGGAUUUUUCAGAUAGGAGAGAUCCAAGAGGAAGCAGCUUCAGCAAGGCAGGAAUGCCACCGGAUGGGCUAGGACAUGAGAGGCAGAGGUGGGACGAUGGUGCCCGGCUUCGAGAUGAGGAGCAGAGAAUGGUGAUUGAGGACAGGAAAUGUCAGAGUCUGGGCACAGAAGACUGGCAGCCAGCAGUGGACUUGGGACGACAGCUUUCCGAUGGAGAAGGCGAGAGGUGGGCACGUGAGCAGCAGCGUAUGAUGGCCCCUGGGGGCGACACCCACCCUGGGACACGAGGGAAGUCCCAAUCACUCCCCAGGGUGCUGUCACCGGAAAGAGCGCAGUAUCCUGAAAUGCCAGUGUGGGGACCCAUUUCCUUCACUGGCCUGAGGGUCAUUGGCAGCCAAUCCCAAGGACCUUCCAGGAAGUUCCACAUAGAGCUAAGCAGUAGAGAUGCUCCUAAGUCCCUCCUACCAAUCCCCAGGCUUAGCAGGCCCCUUAAACCACCCUCCUACGAGGCUCACCAGCAAACACGGGGAAGCUUGGAGAUGCUUGCCGGAGAUGUGGGGGUUCAGCCAAGAGACAAAGCAUUGCACUCCCAAAGGGUUAGUGGGGGUUCUAGGCCAGACUAUUUUGCACAAGAACCAACGGGGUCCAACGCAGGGCCUCCGGUUUACAUACCGCCUCCAUCUUAUAAAAGGCCUUUGCUGCAGAGAGGAAACCAAAAGAUGUCUGGUGAAAUAUUGUCAAACUCCAUGUGGAAGGGAGAGCCCUUUCAGCAGGGAGGGAAGUGGUCUUCCAGACAGGCAGGAAACUCUUGGCUGGACUAUCAGAGGGACAGAAGUGCACAAGUUAGGAAAAAGAUAUGUCCUGGAUAUACAGAACAGCAUGUGGGAUGUGUUCAGUACAUACCCUUCGAUGACCCCCGUGUGAGACACAUCUCAGGAGGGCUGUGUGGAAACUCACUGACCUACCCAGACAAUAUCCGAAGCAUCAGUGAAGAGCUUCCCCGUGCUACAGUGUUUGAACAAUCUUCACACAACAGUGCCUUUCUCCCACCAAAGGGACAUUAUAUCAAUAUGGACACUGACAAGAGAUCUUAUAGUGAGCAAGACAAUGAAAAUAGACGGCUCAGUGGUGUGCACAAGGCGAGUGACAACUCCACAGCAUCUGACCAAAGCUGUAACAAGUAUCAGAAAGAUCGAUCUUACACGGCUUUCCAAAACAUCUCAUCUCAGCAGAAUGCAAAUUUGAACCAGGGAUUCUGUGAGACUGUAACACAAGUCAAGAAAAUCGAGCCUUGCCCUGAAUUAGAAAAGAGCUCUAAAAGAAAAUUCACUGAGACCAUAUUCUGUUUAGUGUCCGUCCCAAUUCACUCACAGUCAAAUGGGGAGUUGUCAGAUCAGAAUAACAACAAGAGAGUGCCAGAUCCAGUAGGGGGCUCCACCGAAAACAAUAGGAGCCAUGUUCAAAACCAAAGCCUCCUAAGCACAUCCUCAUCUGAAUUGGAACGGCGAUCUUUGACUGGCGGAGCACUGAGUCUCAAAGGACGGAAAAGACCCUCUUAUAGAAGGCCAAUCCUUCAGCUGAACAAAUGCAGAGAGCUGCAGUACCCUGGGUCCUGGCCUGGAGACCAGUACAGAGACCAGGAGACGCAGACCAGCUCCCCUGAGGUGUCCAAGGGACCUCCUCAGGUUCCCCCAAACCAGCAAGCACAAGACCAGGGCAAUGCUGCUCCUGACACCACUACAGACAGCAGUGUAAGCACCGACUGCAGCAACAGAUAUAGCUACCCAAUGAAGGGGCAGAAAAGCCUGAAUCCUUCCAGCAACAGCGCCUUCUCAAGGACAGCCAAUUUCUCCAACCAGCUUAUCAAGAACAAAACUCAGCAACCACAAUUCUCAGGAAGCCAAGAAGAGGAGGACUACCUUCCAGCCCAAAAGAGUGACAAACCGGCAGCCGGCAAUGGCCAGGAGGUCUUUGGUCAGUUCCUGCUAAAGCCUGUCAGUAGACGCCCAGGGGAUGCAAUAGAGGAACUGGAGUCUUUCAACAAGGAGCUUCAGGAACAGUUUGGCCAGACGCCAAGUGUUGACCAGUGUAUAGAGAACCUGGAUGAGGCAUACAGAAACAUCCUGGAGCUGAGUAAGACCAGCACUAAUGCUGAAAGCCCCCUGCUGAAAGUUCUGGAUGACAAUAAGGGAACGGGUCUGUCCGAUGAGUUCCCAAACACAAACAAGACUGCUUUCAGGAGCUGGACGUCUGCUACGGAUCCAGAAUACCGAGAGGUGAGGAGCGCAUUUUCUAGACCUGCAGGGAAGGCAGUGAGUUUCAGCAGACUGCAGAGAGAAGAGGCGCCAGUGGUGUCAGAAACUGGCCUCCCAGACCAGAAUGCCACCACUCACAUUCUCCAGAAUGUACAAGGUGACCGCAAGGCAUCAAAGCCAGACAUUACUGUACCCUCAGAGUCUCUACUGAAGGAUGUAGGAUUAACGGUGUACACAGAAGCUCCAGGGGCUCCAAGACAACUGAUGCAGGAUGCCUCCACACUGACCAGUCCCCCUGACUAUGAGGAUGUAUGUCAAGCUUUGCAGAUGUCAAGGGAAAAACCAGUGCCAAAAGAGAAGAAAGAGAACAAAUUCAGGAGUCUGAGCACAGGUCCUCUGACAACACUGAAGAGUGCAGGAUACUGCAGUGCAGGUUCCACACUGGAAAGUUCCUUUUCCAAAGCUGUGAGAGGAAGGAAGUCAAAGAAAGGGAACUCGCUGCCAAAAUUCAGUGGGGAAAAGAGUGUGAAUGUUAUAAUGGUCAAAAGACAAUUUGAUAGGUUCUACAAUAGGGGGGGGACACGUUGCAUUGUCGAUGAUGUACCAGACGAUGACAUAAAUGAAGUCACUGCUCCUGACAACACUUCUGAACAUUUCGAUUGGAGGAAGCAGUUGUCAUUGGCCGAGAAGCAUCUGGAGACGCUGCUGCUGAAAGAGAAAGUCAACAGUGUGCCAGCAGAAGACCUAAGCAAGCUUUAUGAAGUUAAAUGUGCUGAGGGCAUCCCUGAGAAUGAGUCCAUUGAAGAGAGGGCAGCCAGAAUAUUAGGAAUAGACGUGCCUGCUGAAUCUUUGGGCGUGGUGGACCGGAGAGAUGGGAAACAAGCAGAAGAACCAAAAAAGGAAAAUGACAGCGAACAUCUGGGUAGUAAAUCUCCAGAAUGUGCCAACGGAAAGCAAAUGCAUGUGAGCGACCAGUGUGAAGAAGUGAGCGAGGCAUCCAUAUCAGAUAUGAGACAAGAAGGUGAGACGGCGGACGAGAUGGAAACCAGUAAGGACAGUAACCUUAGCAAGGAUAAUGGGAACUGCGUCAGAAAGAAACCAGGAGCACCAGAGGGCCCUGAGAAUAAGCCAGUUCUGUCUGUGAGGAUCAAUGCUGAUGAUGGGUGUAAGGGCCCGGGCACGUCCCGGAUGAUCGAAGCACUGCAGGGCAGGCUAGGUGCCUCAUCCUGCAAGGUAGCAGCAGAUCGCUUGGCCCGGAUGAAGGAAGUGGACUCUGUGUCACGGAUGAGACGCCUCAGUUUCAGGAGCUUGGACUUGGGAGAGGAGCCUGAGGAUGAGGCCAGGGCAGGGGCAAGCAUGCUGGAACAGUCCCAGCCCGCCCAGCCCCAGCCCCAGUCCCGUAAUACUACCCCAGCCACCAAGAGGGCGCUUACUCUACCCCCAGGCUUUAGCGUGUCCUCCAAAAGAACAGAGCUCCAAGACGGGGAUCCGCAGCCCCCCUCAGAUUCCUAUGACCCUACUCGAGUCGAAAGGGUGUAGACCCGGACUGUCAUCUCCAUUUUAGAAUCAGCGCCGACACUGUGACCUGGCAACCCACGAGAAUGCCUUCAUUUCAUGCCAGUCCUGCGGAAAUGGCCUUCUUCUUCGACACGAGUAUUGUGUACACUGUCAUCGGGCGCUGUGCUGAACCCUCUUCUACUGCCAAAGGGGUGUGGCCCUCAGAAGGGGCAUCUUUUCUCAUGUUGUUCUCUCAUCCCUCGUUCCCUCCAAAACGCAGUUUCUCCCACCAACGUUAUGCAAUUCUGUAACGUGCACCAAGGUUUUUUUUAAUAUUGAGAAAAAAAAAAUGUUUUUGUGAAACGAGCACUGCUCAUACAUUCACGGUUUAGUUACCAGAUCGCUGUCAAUAUGUGAAUGUAAUUGCUUGUGUUUUCUGAACAAAAUAGAAAUGACAGAAGAGCAGUGCAGAAUGUUCCUUUACAAUCUGUGUUGUCAACACCAAAUAUAUAUAGUUUAAAAUGUAAAGGUUUAUUAGAACUUUAUAAAAACUGAUUAUUUUUUUAGCACAUGACCAUCUGCCAUAAAUCAUUAAAAAAGUUAUUUGUGCCAUAACCAGAUCAGUAUUUCUAAUGAUUAAAUGUUCAUUAUUAGCUUUUUUCAGGGGGAGGGUUACUUUGAAGCUAGGGGACAGGUCUGAUCAGGUUAAGAGCACUGGUGCAUUUAAUUGUAUCAGAAACAGCAAUAUUGUUGCAUAGAACAAUGCUGUCCAGACAUGCUUUAAACAGUGUGAAGAUCUCUGCGGGAACACACCAUUAAAAAAAAGUCUUGCUUUAAAUAUUUGCCAUGAAAGGUGUGUCCACACGCACAUUUCUCUCUGUCUACCACAGAUUUUAAACAUUAUACAAAACUUUUCAUUUCAUAAAGUAUUUAUUUUUAUUCCAUCAAACCUGCCUGCUUAAUGUACAAAAUAAAGUAUAUUUUAUCUAUAUAUUGAGAUUUUUAUUUAACCCUACUGUUUUUGUUGCCCAUUUUCAUUAAGCUUUAAGAAGUAUUGUAUGCCUGAUGAUUAUAAUAAUAUAUACAGAAUUUUCUACAAUAAUGCUUUUCAAAAAAGGAUAAACAAAAUGAAAAGAAAUUUCAAAUAAUAAAUGCAGUGUACCAUGAACACACUGUUUAUGGUAAGUUCUACUGAACCAAUAAAUAUUUGGAAAUACUAACAGUUUUAUUGGUAGUCUCUAAGUAAUACAUUUUACAUACGAGCAUAAGAGUGUAAAAGUUUUCAUAUGAAAGCAGAUCUGGCCAAAAUACUAUAAUGCAUAGUAUGACAACAUUUUAAAAUGGUGUGUUUAUAUUUUUGUUUUUAAAGGUGAAAAUAUUUACAUUAUUUUGACUUAAAGCUAAUUAAUGCAUUAUUUCUUGCAUCUUAAUCUCACAAAAGCUCCACAAUAGGUCAGUUAUAAUCAUCAAACUGCUUCACCUUAGUUUUUAGUCAUUAGCUGAAGUGUUAACAUUACAUAAUAUGAAACUCAAAUUUGUCGAUUUGUAGUGUUAUCAAUUGAAACUACUGAUUAUUGACUCAUUUUCAUUUAAAGGGACUUAAACAUUGAAGUGUUCCAUACAGAAUGAUAGCAAUAAAAUUGUGUUUGUGUCUUUCUGCUUGCCGCAAAUGUAAUUUUUUUCUCUUUUGUUCGCUUGCAAUAUGGACAUGAGAGAACAGGAUGAGUUUUCAGACAUCAAAAACUUUUCUCGGUCAGACCUUAAUAGUGAGAGAAUGUUUCUGAGGUAUGAUUGGCAGGAUUAGACCCGAGGCAUGGUGUUACUGCUGUUGGUCUUGACCGUAAUGCUUGAUGGCAUCAUUGUUCUCAUUUGUCAUCGAUCUGAACACCUUGAUGGUGUAUGUUUGUUGGCUCCAGUGUUGUAGAUUUCACUCAACCCACCACGCUGUCCGUGGAAACAACCCCCAGCCCUUGGCUUACCAAGUGGACUGUUCUAACUAGUUGUCAUUAAUCUUUUAUAUUGCCGGUUAUGUGCAACAUAAAUAAUUAUGCACAUUGUGUUGUAAUAUUUUCUAUUUUCAUAUGAAAUUGAAAUGCUUUUUUGUACACAGGCAUUGCUUUUCUUGCAUGAAAUGAAAUUAAAAUGAAUGAAAUGAAAUGAGAGGGAAGGAAGGGGAAAAUGUUUUGCAAAUAAUUGCAUUUGGUACUCUAGUCUACCCAAUACAUUAUCUUUCAUAUUACAUAUUUUUAUUUUGAAAACUAUGCCAAGUAUUUAAAUCAAAACGAGCUAUUUUUAGAGUAUUUUAAAAGGGAACUCUUUUUUUUCCUCAAGGCACAUCUCAACCUUUGUAUUUAUGAACAUGAAAAUGACCAUAACAUACAGUCGUAUGAGUGUGCUUCUGUUGUAUGUUAAUGCAGACUUAUUCGUAAAUAAAUUCUUUGCAUGAUGA